Darwinula stevensoni is the source of this 359-nucleotide messenger RNA. The record is from the annotation of a GenBank genome assembly. Lineage: Eukaryota; Metazoa; Arthropoda; Ostracoda; Podocopida; Darwinulidae.
AUGACUGAGCCAAAAAGAAAACACAAUGACAAGUCCCGGCAAGACUUUCCUCCUCGUCGUGCUCCUCACAACCGCGAUAAUGAUGCAGAGAACCGAAUGCGGGUGCAUCGACGACUUGAACCGCUGCACGGGAUGGACGACCGCGGCGUCCGGCGUCUUCUGGCAGAGCUGUCACGAUCACUGCCGGAGUCAGGGCCGGCGCGGUGGGGAUUGCGUGGAGGUGGACAACACCUGCUUGUUUUUACCCGCCAUUGUCAGAGUUAAGCAAUGCCAGUGCUACUGACGGCACGGCGUCUGAAACCCUUCUGUUGGGAAUUUAUUUCGGUCGUUUAUAAUAAAAGUCUCGGCGAGAGGUAUUA